Molecule: messenger RNA, 6469 nt
Organism: Drosophila sechellia
Lineage: Eukaryota; Metazoa; Arthropoda; Insecta; Diptera; Drosophilidae
Product: cubilin
Exons: 18
Coding region: 531-4088 (1185 amino acids)
Cellular component (GO): plasma membrane
Molecular function (GO): protein binding
Source: RefSeq, a predicted model, not a curated record
UCGCCCGACUGCCACCCGUGCGAGGAGUUCGAGAUCCGUGGCAGCACAAUCAUAGUGGAGCGCCUUAAAAGCAAAUCCUUUGAUUUCUGCAGGAAAGUGUCUCGAGUGAGUGAAAUGCCAAGCUGAGAAGUGGAGAAACCAAGUGCUAAAGCAAAAGUUUACAACCAAAUAAUAAUAAUACCAAUAUAAUACAAAGCAAACGAAAGUGUUCAGCAACAAACAUUCCUCGCCCCGGUCACUGGAUCAGGAUAUAUAUACACAUACAUAUAGCAAGCCAAACAAAAGGAAAGGAUACGCAUACGGAUAAAGAUAAGGAUAAGGAGCCACAGAUGCAGCCCUAACGCAGAGCAAGGAUCUCGUCUUAGUCGCCAAGCUGAAGCAAUUAACUGAAAAUGUAGCAGGGAAAAGAACAUGGCCCAACUGGAACAGCAAAUGCCUUGCGAUGCAACUAGCAUAAACAAACUCAGACGACUCCGUGAUUAGGACGUGUUGUACCCAAACGCUCUAAAUGCAGACGAUAUGGGCACAACAUGGCCUCAGCACAGAUACGACAUUUCUAUAACACACCAACAACAAUUUCUUCAACAACAACACGACAACCUUUACAACAACAGCAGCACACGAACAACUGCAACUGCAUCAAUCGGAAGCAAUUUCAAAACGAUACGUUUCUGUGCCACACACAAACACAAAGCGAAUCAGAGGCAGCAGCAGCAGCAACAGCAACAUUAUGCCAGUCAACACUUGCGGCAGCAGCAACAUCAGCAACAGGAGCAACUGCAACUGCAGCAGCAACAGAUGAUGUACCAGCCAGCGAAUGUCCGCAGUCCUGGACCACAGAUGAGAACUCAGCCAGCGAUAGAGACACCCAGCACAGGAUGCGCAAUCCUUUGGACGACAUUGCUGCAGGCUGCGAUGUUGCUGUUCUUCCUGUCGUGCAGCAACAGCAGGACCUGGCUGAUCCUGCUGCCCCUUUGGUCGCUUCUACAGGGAUUUCGGAGCAGGAUCGCCUCGCCACGAGCACUUGCCUAUCACGCCUAUCUUCCAAAGUCAGUCAGGACUCUACGAAACAACAACGAAAGCUCUUUCAACACGGCGAAGCCACAAAGGACUAUGCUGCUGCGACUUCAACGACUCCGGCAGUCGGCAUCCUUACGGAUAUGCAAAAGUUUGCACGCUCUAUAUUUCCGCUGGUUAUCAUCUUCAAUCUGCUGCCUUUAUUCUAUGCAGGCGGUGCUCAUUUAAAGUCGAACGGCGCCGACGGAGAGCCUUGGAUGCAGCCGGUGGUGGCCUAUUUGGAGGUGUCGUCGCGACCCACGAAAUCGCCAAAGUGUGAUCAGACAUUCGUGUCGCGGAUCGGCGGACCACAGAAUGGCAGCUUCUCGGCCCCGCUGCUGCACAACCAUCGCAAUCACUCGCGCCAAUGCCUCUACACCUUCCUAGCAGGACCUGGUCAGCGCGUCGAAGUAGUUUUUAAAUCGUUUAAUUUAAGAGGAAGUCCGCCAGACGGUUCGGCCGUCGGUGAAUUACCAAGUUGUGUUCAUGAGUACAUGGAUAUCUACUCGGAGGUGCAGUCGUCGGAGCCAGCGGAACUGAUCAAUUCGCCAUUCGGUGGCCGCUACUGCGGCACCAUUCCGCCGCGUCGUCGCAUUUCCAUGUAUCGGGCAGUUGCGAUUUCUUUUUUUAGCAACAAGAACGUGACCACGGACCUGUUCGAGGGCACGUUUAGGUUUAUAAAUGCAUCGGAAUAUGAAAUUGGCAUACCCAUUGCGGGGUCGCCAUGUUCCUACACGAUAACGCCCAGCAUGAGCGUCAACAAAACUGGUGCGCUCAUAUCGCCAACCUAUCCAGGUGCCUAUCCGAAGGAUAUGUCAUGCACAUAUCAGUUUCUUGGUGAAUCGAAUCAGAGGGUUAGAUUAGAGUUUCGGGAUUUUGAUCUAUUUUUUGGUGGACCACACUGCCCAUUUGACUAUGUGAAAGUGUACGAUGGUCCAGAUAAUUCGUCAGCAUUAAUCGGUACAUAUUGCGGGCAGCAAAGAAACUUAGUUUUGUAUUCGAGCGAGUCGAGCCUUUUUGUUCAUUUUUAUACGUUAUCGCGCACCGCAAAUACCCAAAAUCGUGGCUUUAAAGGAAUUUAUGAAUUUAGCGAGAGUUUUGUUAAAUUAGAUUUUAUACGUGAAAAUGAUGGCAUUCACAUACGUGGCUCAGAAUGUGAUCAAAAGAUUUUAUCGAAGAAGGAAUCCACUGGCUUUGUGCUCUCACCCAACUAUCCCUAUCCCUAUAUACCAAAAACUGUGUGUAGAUAUUUCAUCUAUGGCAUGCAGGAUGCCCAGCAUCUGGAGCGUGUGCGUCUGGAGUUUAACGCUUUCAAUAUACCUAAGGUGGAGCACAAGGACAAGAGCGAGUCCAACUGCACGGACGGCUAUCUAAAGAUCUAUCUGAAGGGCCAGGAGACGGCCGAUGCCUACGACAAGUUCGACUACGAGUUGUGCGGCAAUGAGACGCAGCGGGUGAUCAGCGAGGGGCCGCGGCUGGCCAUGGUCUUCAGUUCGGGUGAGCUGCAGGGUCGUGGCUUUAAGGGCAAGUACACGUUCGAGACGGAGUACAAGAUACCGGGCACGGCGGCACCGGAUGGCACCUGCAGCUUCACCUACGUGAGCAGUUCCAAGAAGCGCGGCGAACUGAACAGUCCGAGAUACCCCUCCAAUUAUCCCUCGGACACGAAUUGCUCAUAUCUCUUUCUGGCCGAGGCCGAUGAGCAGGUGACCAUUGUGUUUGACCACUUCAAGAUCAAGGCGGACAACAAUGCAAACGCCACCGCCGGAGCUUACGGCUCUGGUGCCUGCUUCGAGGACUGGCUGGAGAUGUACGUCGUCUAUCGGGACAACAACGACCGCCUGCUGGGCCGCUACUGCGGUCAGACAGCCCCCGGACCCGUCGAGAGCCCGCGGGGAGCGGUGGGGCUGCGGAUCACCCUGCACACGGACCAGGAGAGCGUGGCCAGCGGCUUCAAGGCCCGCUACUUCUUCGAGUCGGCCAAGUCGGAUGCCGGCGACUGUGGCGGCAACUUCAGCAACCAGGACUCGGGCCUCAUCACCUCGCCCAACUGGCCGGCGGGCUACAAGGCACCUGGUCGGGGCAUGGCCUCCAACGCCUGCAACUGGGUGAUGAAGGCGCGCCCCGGCUACAAGCUGUCCAUUCACUUUGAGCAGUUCGGCCUGGAAGGAGACCCAGCCAAUCGCGGCUGUCCUGCCGCUGUGCUGCGGCUGUGGAUGAACGUGGACUCCGACCAGCCGCCGCUGGAGCUGUGUGGCGAGAAGCCGCCCGUGGAGCAGUGGCACUAUACCUCCACUGGCCAGACGGCGCGCAUCAGCUUCACCACCAGCGACAAGACAGUGGGUGCCCAGGGCUUCCGCAUUGUGUGGACCGAGAUACAGGACUCCGGUCCGGGUCCGCCGUCCGUGGGUCUGCACUGCGAGUCAACGUACCACUUCCAGUGCGGAGCCGGAUACUGCAUCUCGGAUAAGCUGCGAUGCGACGGGGUCAAGAACUGCGGACCCGGCGACGAUACUGACGAAUUGCACUGUACCACGGAAGCGGCCGAGGAGGACUACGACGUCCUAAUUAUAAUAACGCUUCUCGUCGUCUCGUCCCUAAUCUGUCUCCUAUGCAUACUCUGUCACUCCAGAAGAAGCCGUAGGAACCAUGUCCGCCAACUGGGCCUACAUCGGAAUGCACAUUACGACUCGCAGACCAGUGCCACGGCGGGUCUCAGCUCCAGUCGCAGGCAUCUGCAGAGUGGUGGCGCCAGCAUUGCGGGCAGCUUGCAUGGGAUCAACAGCGGCAACCUGAUCAUCCCGCCCGCUCCACUUCCGCCCACCAGUGUGCCGCCGCCGCCACACAUCUGCAUCGCCGGCGUGGACAUGGGAAUGGGUAUGGGGAUGGGACAUGGGCUGAUGUCCAACGGGGAGGACGACGACGACGAUCUGGAGCUCGACGAGGACCAGCUGGACGCGGACAUUUUCAUCAACGAUGUGCACUUCGAUGAGGACAACAUCGAUCAUGUCAACCAAAUGGCGAACGUCUAACGAUGGUUCGGUGCGGUUUUAGGCACUUUUAUCGCAACCUUCAGUUUCGGUUUUAAAACGCAUUUAGAAUAAGGCUAUCUACAUACAUAGGUAAUGGCGAACGAAGCAACUUUGCAGAGCAAGAACAGUAGAUUACAAACACUCCCACAGUGCAAACUGAAACGCAGACACAGGAUACAGUGAAACACGAGUACAGUAAAACCGGGAGGCGAGCAGAACAGAAAUUCAAAAGUUAACAAUACCUAAAAGACAAGAAAUUAUGCAAAAAUGCGAAUUGAUUAAGACGUAAAUUUAAUAACGAGCGAAACGCGAUGGCUAGUAGCAUAAGAGAUGGUCAGAUAGAGCGGAAUCUAAGCUAAUUAAGUACAGUAGGGCGAGCAUAUUGUAGUUGCGAUAACACGAUUAGCCAGCAGCGUUUCACAUAGGGCGAUGAUAGGCGAUGGAUGAAUAAGAUACCAAUAACAGCUACAUUUAAUAACUAUAUUAUACACAUAGCGAAAUACGUACGGCGGAGCGGAGAGAGCGCACAAAAAGCACAGGCCGAUGGGCGGAUGUGAAGAAAGCAAAGAGAAGCCGUGCGGCGGAAACGGAAACGAGCCGAAAAUAGUGGAGCGGAAGUGCAUGUACGAAUCAUUUUCAUAGCCACAAGAGACCGCAGACAAGACGAAAAAUAAAAUAAAGUUGUUGAUUUUUAUAUUUGAUACGAGUAAUAUUUAGGUGAAGCAUAAAUUGAAUUAAAUAUACAACAGAAAAAACGAAGAUGAAAUAACGUUGAUAAAAAACAAUACACACAAUUCGCAAAACCGAUAGAUAAACCAAUAAUGAAUAACGGCAGCAACAUACUAAAGGGCAUAAAACAAUAAUAAUUAAUUAUCUUCACAUACGCGCAUGACUUUUUAUUUACACAUUUUGUACAAAAAAUCUUCGACCCUUGAGGCUACACAAAUCAAACUUACAACAACAAAAAGGAGAAGACAAAAUAAUGCAUAAAUAAAAGAAUUAGUGACUAUCAAAACUGUAUCUUCCAGCAAAGAAUAAAAGCCAAGAGUUUAAUGACGCUAAAUCGAAAAGUUUAUAUGAGAAUAAAAAGGAAUUUGAAUAAAUUACAUAUAGUGGCCCCAAAGAUGGAAAAUGAUUGCGAGAAAUGGAAAUUAAAUAAAUUCAAAGAUUUUUGUCUAUUUAAGCACAUUUUUAUAAACAUUUAAGGCGAACAAGAAUAUUUAUAAAAAUGUAUACGCUAAAGGGAAUGAUAAUAAUAAAGUAAAUUAUACAAAAAGCUAAACACAAAAACUAAAUACAGGAAACCCAAUAUUAAGUUUCUUUUUUCGUUGGGUCGAAUUCUAUUUGACGAUUAACUUUUAAAUGAACUAUUAUUUUAUUGUAGUUGAUCAACUUUUUACACAUGCAAUCCUGUUGCGAAAUUAAAGAUGCUUUAGUUGAAAUCAGUUUUCUCCGUUUAUGAGCUAAAUGAUAAAUUCCCUGAAAUUUCCAAGAAUAAAUAAUAAUUAUUGGUUUCAUAGCGCACGUACGUUUUGCAAAGAAAAUUGAGGAAAUUAAAGAAUACGGCUUAAAUCAGCGAUGGAAAUUAAAAAAAUCCCGUUUGACGUAAAAACGAUUAAUAAUAAAGGUAUGUAGGUGUUACAAAAAUGCUACACUAAUUAAAAAAAAGAAUGAUAAAAAAAGCUAAAAUAAAUAAAAUUACAUUGAUGAAGUAAACCGUUGUUAAAUUGUUGCAUAAAAAGCAUAAUGAUCAAGAACUCCUAGGACUUAAUUCGUAUAAAUAAACUUUAGUUUAAGUGUACAAAUUUUGUUGUUGUAUUACAUUAAAACCGAACAGAAAACCCAGAAGCGAAGAAUUCAAUUAGUUAAUAAAAACUCUAAAUUUGUGUUCUAGCAAUAAAAAUUAAACAUAAAUUUAAAGAAAAAUAGUACGAAAACGUGAAGCUAAUAAAAAGUUUGAAAAAGAUUGUCCCCAACAAAAAACCUAUCCCAAAACCAAAAAAAAAAUGUUCUAAACUAAAAUGUUUACUAAAGUAACACAAAGUUAAACUAAAACACCCCAAAAAAGCAAAUGUUAAAAUUACAAUUAAACCUAUAAAUAAGACACUCAAAGAAAGGAGUCAAACACAUUCGAAUUGAGAGACGUUUUUCAAAUUUCAAAACCCGAUACAGAAAUCAGAAAACCGAAUCUCGGGCGCACUUAUUGGCAGAGAACAUGGCGCCAGUUGCCAAAAAGAGAGAUAACCGAAUAACAAAUAAAAUAGUUAAAUGAUAAAUCGCAGAACAAAAAUUUCAAAUUAAAAGGAAACACCUACAAAAACAAUUCCAUGUUAACAUUAAAUAUAAAUAAAGGUAAUUAAAUAAAUGAAUACUAAAACCAA